Molecule: messenger RNA, 896 nt
Organism: Pelagomonas calceolata
Lineage: Eukaryota; Pelagophyceae; Pelagomonadales; Pelagomonadaceae
Source: the annotation of a GenBank genome assembly
CUGGCCUCUCACGACUUUGUCCGGCUGGCAUAGCGGCGCUGGUGCUGCCCCUGGUGCACGAAACGACUGCAACCAUCCCUAUGGCCGAGUUUACCGAUCAAUUUGCAGAAAAUGGGGGCAUCUCGGGCCUCAUGGAGGCGCUGGCCAUGCACGGCGGCCUGCAGCAGCGCGUUUGCGUCGUCGUCGGCGUGACGGGCGACGGCAAGUCGACGACGGGCAACACCUUGUGCGGCCGCGACGUUUUCGAGACGAGCACGGGGCUGUGUUCGGCGACGCGCGGCCACGCGAUCGGCACGUACACGGCCGGCGGCUCGUUACAUGGGACCCUGUGGCGCGUCAUCGACACGAUCGGCUUCGAGGACUCGUGUUUGCCACAGGACGAGGUGGCGAGGCUCUUCGGCGCCUUCGCGGACGACUGCAUGGACGGCGUCGACGCGUUUUUAUUUGUGGUCAAGUGGGGCCGCUUCAAGCCGGAGCACGAGCGGGCCCUCGACGCCUUCGCUUCUAAUGCGGGCGAGGACGCGCUGCGGCACACGUUGCUUGUGUUCACGCACUGCGAUGUGGAUAAUCUCGAUGCGAUCUUGGCCUCGGACGCGGCGCCAAAAUCAUUAAGAGAAAGGUGGCUGCCUCGGCUGGCUGGCGCCGUGGGCGUCGACAACGAGCAGAGGCUCGUGGCGCGCGCGCGGCUGCAGACGGCGCUCGAUGGACUCGUGGCUCGACUAAAGAAUGAGCGCUACAGCCACGAUUCAUUAAGGGCCGCGCAGAAACGGCGCGACGCCGCGCGCGAGGCCGACCGGGAGGCGUUCCGGGCCGCGGUGCUGGACUGGCGGAAGAAGGACGGACCCCUGGUCGUGGAGCGGUUCGGGCGGCCCGUGGAGAAGGAUAAGUAGUGGGAU